Molecule: messenger RNA, 2468 nt
Organism: Solea solea (common sole)
Lineage: Eukaryota; Metazoa; Chordata; Actinopteri; Pleuronectiformes; Soleidae
Gene: fgf7
Product: fibroblast growth factor 7
Exons: 5
Coding region: 450-1274 (274 amino acids)
Biological process (GO): positive regulation of epithelial cell proliferation; regulation of cell migration; fibroblast growth factor receptor signaling pathway
Cellular component (GO): cytoplasm
Molecular function (GO): growth factor activity; type 2 fibroblast growth factor receptor binding
Source: RefSeq, a predicted model, not a curated record
CAAGGAGAGUGCCUGGUAUUUUGAGAGUUUAUAGCUCCCUCUCAUGUCCAGUAGGUGAGAGACAGUGAGAGGCAGGGAGAGGGUGUUUCUCCAUUGCACCUCAGCCAGGGACAGCUGACUGGUUGAGACCUAAUUGCUCUCAAGUGAGGUCAGCAGGAGGCUUUUAUCUGAGCAGACAGUAGAAGAUGCACAGAGUCAACAGAGUCAAACUGCCAGAAUCAGGGAGACAUACGUGGGAAUUGACAGAGGCUUCCAGCACUUGUUUAGUUUCACUGCAUUACUGGACCUGCUAUACAACUGAGGCUGCAGCUGUAGAAGAAAGGAGAGUUGAGAUUAAAACUCUUAACUGACAGGGAAAAUAUCAUCUGACAUCUCCUGUCAUCCAUUGGAGCUCAUCGACAUUAUUUUGAACAUUUCCUCAACUGGAUUAUGACAUCUCUUUUCGGAUUAUGGUCUCAAGAGGAUGGAGCACUCGACGUGCACCGUCACUGAGGAAUAAAGAGAGACCCCAUCUUGUAACUCUGUCAUCAGUAUUCUUCAGCUUCAGCAAACCUCGCACACCUUCACAAAGUCUCCUCCACAGAAACCCCGUCUCAUUGGCCCAUCGGGACGCAGACUGCUGCAUAAACAGGGUCACGACGCAAGGGUCACAUAUCUCGGGGUCGCUGGGCCGAGGGAUAGUGUGCACAUCUCUAGCUCACAUUUUCAGACUGUACUUGCAUGCGAUGUUCCUGUUUGGCAGUGUGUGUGUGGUCUACAGUGACUGCACUCCAGAGCAACUCGCUGCCAUCAUGAACUGCUCCAGACAUGAGCGUCACACCAGGAACUACGACUACAUGGAGGGGGGCGAUGUGCGCAUACGACAACUGUUCAGCCGCACACAGUGGUUCGUGACAAUUGAUGACAGGGGCAAUAUCAAUGGGACACAAGAUCCCACUGACUGCAACAGUAUCCUGGAGAUCAGGACGGUGUCAGAGGGGGGCAUACUCGCUAUCAAAGGCGUGAAGAGUCAGCGGUACAUUUGUAUGAACAAGGCAGGAAUGCUGCAAGGCAAGGAGAACUACAAUGAAAACUGCAACUUCAAAGAGGUUUUCCUAGAAAACUACUUCAAUGCGUACUCCUCUGCAAAGUGGACUAAAAAUGGAAAAGAAAUGUUCAUUGCCCUGUCUCAAAAGGGAAAGCCGAUGCGAGGGAAGAAGACGCGGAGGGAGCUCAUAGCAUCACACUUCAUCCCUAUGAAAUGCAGGGAGGACGAGCGGAGGGUGGUGGACUGAGAACAGAACCCGAGGACUGAGCCGCAAAAUUGUGUAUGACUUCAAUCCGAUAUUUUAUAUGCUAAUGGCCACAUGUAAACUCAUUACCAACGUCACGCUCCACUCUCAUCCACUUGUAGUUUAGUUGUGUUUUCUAUUCUGUAAUAUGUUGUUGUUUUUUCAUCAGAGAGAGCAGCAGAUUCAAAUAUGUCAAAACAUCCACAGAUAAGACUUUGAAAUGGCUUCGACGUGAACAUAAACUGUAAAAGCACUACAGUCAACCAUAGACUGCAUCUAAAAAUUAUGUAGUCUUCCAUGUGGAAAAUGAACUCCUGUUCUGAGGCAGCGAGAUUCACAAUUUGACUGGAACCAUGUUUUUUAAAGUGGAAAUUCACAGACGUCCACCAACUUCCAUCCUACUCAACGCAGAAGACGACACUCAUUUUUAAAUAAAGUCUACACAGUCAACUCAAAGUGACUUAUAAAAAAAGUUAUAACUCACAGUCAGGGCUGUACCUUUUUAUCCCAAAGAUGAGUGACACCCAGUCAGAUGAGGAGACCUCCGCGAUCAACACAAAGUCUUCGGGAGUGUAGAUCAACAUAAAAGGUCCUGGAAGAGAGAUUUAGAUGUGCUGAAACAAGCUGGACUUGUCUUAACGGUACAACAGAGGCACAACAAUUACAAAUACAACAGCAUGUUCAGUGAAAUUAAGAGUUUGUGGGAACGUCUGUAUGUAGAUGACCUUGUUUGUGUUGAUUUGUCUGUCCUUCCUGCAUUGACAACCAGACGCUGGUCAAACGCAUCAUAGCUGCUCACUCACUCCCUCUCAACUAUCAAGGUGUGAUUUUUAAAAUACUAAAAAUAAUCUACUGCUGCUAAUGAAAACAGAUAUCCAGAUUAAAAUACAAAGUUAACUACACAAUGAAUGUGUGUGCUAUACAAUCUCUUUCCAUAAGAUUUAACAAUCCUGUACAAUAAAAGUUCAUAUAUAUAUAAAUAUAUAUUUAUAAGAUUAAUUUAGUGUUUUAAUACAAACAUUCAUUUAUUUUUAUCCAAUGCUCAUUUAAAUCUUCAAAUCAGUCAACUCUCUGUGCAUGAUAUUGCUGUAAUAACCAUAAUUCUGGCCACACCAUUACACCAUCUUAUAAUAUACAGUUGUAAGUUAUUUGUUUUAUUUAUAUAUCUAUAUAAUAAAUGAGCUAUAUGUUAAAGCA